Funneliformis mosseae is the source of this 627-nucleotide messenger RNA. NCBI's taxonomy places the organism in Eukaryota, Fungi, Glomeromycota, Glomeromycetes, Glomerales, Glomeraceae. The record is from the annotation of a GenBank genome assembly.
AUGAAAACAUUUAUAAUUUUGGCAUUCUUUGCUUACGUGCUUGUGAACGUCAUCGCUGUUUCGGCGGUGUCACCAAUUGAUGAUGACCUAGAUGAUGAUUAUGCACUUGAAAAACGAAGCACAUGUGUAUUUAAGAGAGAUGGAGUGACCAAAAGAACGACGGUUAAAAGGUGUCCUUCCACUCUCGCCAAUGCGAUUUUCGAUCCAGAAUGGUCUAAAACAGAAAAAGUUUCCGACGGUCCAAUUAAAGGUCUUGUGGUCUUUGCUCAAGAUGAAUGUGGGAGAACUACCGUGACAGGCUAUUUCAGUAAAGGUUUCAAUUCGACCAAGAAAUACAAAUACCUAAUCAUUGACAAUUGCGAAGAAGUCGUCUGGGACAUGACAAAAGGAUUGAACAUAAGGAUAACUGAUGAAGGUAGUACCAGAGCCUUCAGUCAUACAUAUGAUAAAGUGAACCUUGAUUGUGAUAUGAAUGGUAUUCUUAUGAAGGAGGCUGAAAGAUCUGAACCCUUAUUCAAGCGUACCUGCAAGAAUCUAUCUAAACGAGCGGCUUCCGAUAAAUAUUUCCGGAUUACUGAAAAUGGUAAUAAAAAAAGUGAUGCGAAGCUUCUCAAGCAAAAGAAAUAA